Leptinotarsa decemlineata (Colorado potato beetle) is the source of this 1173-nucleotide messenger RNA. RefSeq lists its product as uncharacterized. Gene Ontology annotation, molecular function: phosphatase activity. The record is from RefSeq and is a predicted model, not a curated record. Lineage: Eukaryota; Metazoa; Arthropoda; Insecta; Coleoptera; Chrysomelidae. Gene Ontology annotation, cellular component: cytoplasm.
UAUAUAAAUUCUCUCAUUAUCUAAUCUCAUUCAAACAAGAACAGUAAGAUAUAUGGUUCAUUUCAUUCCUAAUUAAAUUGGAAACUAGGAAAUAGAUAUGGAAUUGUUGAAAAAUUUAGCCGAUGUUUCCAAAGAGGAACAACGGAAAUUUAUUGAAUCUUUCGAUCAUGUCCUCGCGGAUAUGGAUGGGGUUAUAUGGCUAACAAACAAAAUGUUUCCGUUUUCGGUAGAAUGUAUGAAUUCACUGAAACAGCGAGGAAAAACCAUCCGUUAUGCUACAAACAACCCUCUCGUCAACGUAGUGGAUUUAUGGAAAAAAUUGGUUCGAGAAGGAUUUAACGCAGAAAUUGCCGACGUCGUCAACCCCCUUUUGUCGGUUAUGUCUUAUCUGAAGUCCAUCAACUUCAAUAAAAAAUUAUACGUCAUUGGAUCAGAAAAGUUCAAAGAAGAACUCCGGAAAGAGAAUUUCAAACUUGCAUCAGACCCUCCUCAAGUCGUUGAAGAAUCCGUUCCUGUUGUCUUAAAAUACAUUUCAGAUGAUGAAGACAUAGGUGCAGUAAUAUUUUCAUGGGAUCUCAAUAUGACCUUCAUCAAACUUCAAAAGGUUUUGACCUAUUUGAAAAGAAAAGACUGUUUGUUCAUAGCUGUAGCUAAUGACAAAAAAGCACCUAUUGGACCACCGGGACCACUUAUAGGUACCGGAGACUUCAUUGGAAUGGUGAGCGAUUUUAGUGGUAGAGAACCGACUUUUAUAGGAAAACCUUCGGCGUAUUUUGCUCAAUUCGUAAACCAGAAAUUCGAUAUUGUCGAUCCAAAAAGAGCUUUAUUUAUCGGGGAUCAGAUUGAUCCAGAUAUGAAGUUUGGUUCCACAGGAGGUUAUCAAAAACUAUUGGUACUGAGUGGAAUUGCAAAAAUUGAAGAUAUCAAAAAUUGGAAGCAUCCUGAAGAAUACAAACCUGAAUAUUACAUCGAAAGUCUGGACGUUUUGAACGAUAUUCUGAAAUCGAUUAAAUGAAGAAUUAGACACACAACUGAAUAAAAGCAGAUAACAGGCCCUAUGCCAUUACAGUUCGAUUGAAUCUUCUACACAAAAGGAAAUCUUCAACAAGUGAAACUCGAAAUGAGUUUUUGAAUUUUGUUUCUGUCAGAAAAUAUACCUGGUGUCACUAAAAU